ACUAGAGUUUGAAUCUUAGCUGAUUGAAAGCAAGGUUUGAAUCUCUGCUAAAAAGCAAUAUGGCGGCUAAUGGUGACAGCCAGGCUAUUCCGAUCUAUCAAAUAGUAGUGUAUUUUUGCCAUUUCAGAUAUUAGAGAGAUAUCUAGCGAGUUUCGAAAGCGAGAGGAUCUGAUAUUCAAUUAAAUUGUUAUUUCUUACCGUUUCCUACCGUGUCCAGGAAGCAAUGGCUCGACCUUUUGUAUCGGCACAAUGUGACCUAGUCGCGUCGUAUAUGGACGGCGUUCAUGUCAAAAUCGCGGAGGCCUACAAACCGCCGAGGAAGAUUGGUCUACCAGCGGCGUACAACAAUCGUUUGCCUGAUGUGUCAAAGCUGACGUAUGAUUUCAGUUUGGAGAACUCGGUACUCAAGAAGAUGUGCGAAUGGCGCAAGUCUAGAGAGGCCUAUAACAAAGCCUUUCAAGCUCGAUUGAAGGAAAAGAAGAAAAUGGAGAAAAAGGAGACUCCUCCAUUAUCAUCGCUGGAUUGCGUGAAACAACAGCCUAUCAAUACACCUGCUCCAGAAACGACAAUACUUACACCGCAACCUUUGUCACUUCCUGCGAAUGAUCUUCAAGAUCAUGCAAAGACCAAUGGAGAUUUGAAUUAUGCCGAUUUCGAUAAUGACACAAGCAGUCCCUUUGACAAUAUGGAACUAAAAACUAUCAAUGAUAUGGAGGAAUUAGCACAAGUUUUACAACCUAGAUCACAAUGGAUACCGGCAGGAAAAUUGGAGAAUAUAAUAAAUGAAUUAACAAUCGAUGAUACUUCGAAAAUUUCCAAGGAAGAGAAAGUUGAUGAUAUGAAAACUCCAGUGGAUAGUCAAGCCGAUGAGGAUGAACUAGCUAAUGUUGAAAAUCAUCGUAGCGUUUCAGCAAUAAUGCAGGAACUUCAAAAAGAAUUGGAACGGCCUGUUAUGGAGAAUUGGAAACCGUGGCCCGAUUUGGAGAGUCCAGAUAGUGACAGGUGCGCAAAUGUGAGACACAAUGAUGCGUUAUCAUCGAAUCACGCAAAAUCGCCAGCGGAUUCGUUGUCGAAUAUGACGGAGGAUGAUUUAAAGUUGGUGAUGCAGUUGAAUGACAUGGGAUUUCCUAAGUGCAGAGCGGCACGCGCGGUGUUAGAAUUGGGUCGUGUACAUGAAAAGAAAAUCGUAGAAUACCUAUUGGCCAUCCAAUCUCUAGAGGAGUGCGGCGUCCCGAAUGACUACGCCGAGAAAGCGCUGAUACUCACGCAGCACGAUCAAUCCAAAGCAAGAAUCUACUACGAGAAUUUAUGUACAUUGAAAGAUUUAGGAUUCCACGAAGAUGAAGUUUCCGCGGCAUUAGUGAAGUGUAAUUUCGAUCGCGACAAAGCGUUAGAUAUCUUGAUCGCUUGAGUAAACGAUCAAAUCAAUAUCUAUAGAAUAUAUAUAGAUCAGAGAAUAUUUUCCGCGACUUAAUUUUAUGUGAAAACAGAGAUGGAAUCUAAAAAAGAAAAAGAAAUUUAACUUUUUAUACAUAUUACAUGAAAGAGAUAUGUCGCAUCUCAAAAUCACAAGGUAUAUUUUAAUAAAAAAAAUAGUAUUCAGUGAAACUAGUCACUUGAAUAAUGGCCUAGUUUAUAUCAAUAUACUUUAAUAUGUAUUAAGUAAUACACUGGUCAAUCAUAAUCAUUCCUCUAAAGAAUGGAAUGAUUGUGAUUGGUUGGUAUAAUAUUUAGUAUAUAUUAAAGUAUAUUAGUGUAAACUAGGCUAAUAAUAUCUAGAGAAAACUAUAUUCAUAUGAUAUUAUAAUAAUUUAACUUAAUCUAUGUUAUAUUAUGUCAUGGAAUUUGAAUUCUUACUGGGCAUUAUCAAACGAAACAUUCGCUAUUGAUAGCUGAAUGCUGAAUAAAUUAUAUGAUCACACA
Molecule: messenger RNA, 1923 nt
Organism: Formica exsecta
Lineage: Eukaryota; Metazoa; Arthropoda; Insecta; Hymenoptera; Formicidae
Exons: 5
Coding region: 224-1411 (395 amino acids)
Biological process (GO): ubiquitin-dependent protein catabolic process via the multivesicular body sorting pathway
Cellular component (GO): ESCRT I complex
Molecular function (GO): ubiquitin binding
Source: RefSeq, a predicted model, not a curated record